This is a messenger RNA of Cloeon dipterum, 2356 nucleotides long. Its product is annotated as ATP-binding cassette sub-family G member 1. Gene Ontology annotation, cellular component: membrane. The record is from RefSeq and is a predicted model, not a curated record. Gene Ontology annotation, molecular function: ABC-type transporter activity; ATP binding; ATP hydrolysis activity. Gene Ontology annotation, biological process: transmembrane transport. The coding region runs from base 169 to 2103 and encodes 644 amino acids. Lineage: Eukaryota; Metazoa; Arthropoda; Insecta; Ephemeroptera; Baetidae. The transcript has 12 exons.
AUUGGUCCCAGCCAUGACUAGCACAUGGGUAGCGAGUGAGCCGCACGGCUCUGGCUUUGGUUAGUUGUUUAUGGACUCGCGUGUGAAGAAGCAGGCGGCCGACAGGGACGAGGAAAACAGAGCACACGCCGAGAGAAGGAUUGCAGCGAAGUAAGCCAGGCCUGCGAGAUGGCCAACCCCAAGAAGACGCUGAGCAACCUCACCCCCUUGAUGCCGGUCAACAUUGAGUUCUCCGACCUCAACUACACGGUCCACCAGAACGGAUACGGUCCAAAAACGAUUUUAAGAAACAUCAAUGGGCUCUUCAAGUCGGGCGAGCUCACUUGCAUCUUGGGACCUUCGGGAGCCGGGAAAAGCACACUCCUCAAUUUGCUUGCGGGAUACAAGUCCGCCAAUGCCACCGGCACGAUAUUUGUGAACGGACGUCCACGAGACAUGCGAGUCUUUCGCAGGAUCUCCAGGUACAUAAUGCAGGAGGACCUGCUGCAACCUCACCUGAGCGUGGAUGAGGCCAUGUACGCAGCCUCGCAACUCAAACUUGGACUUAACCUAGACCCUAAACAACGCCAAGCCACAGUGGACGAGAUUCUCGACUUGCUCAGGUUGAAAAAAGCGAAGCACACAAGGACCGAAAAGCUGUCUGGGGGAGAGCGAAAGAGACUGAGCAUCGCCCUGGAGAUGAUCAACAAUCCUCCUGUAAUGUUCCUUGACGAGCCCACAACGGGUUUGGACGACCUCUCCAGUGCCCAGUGUUUUUCCCUUUUGAAGGCGCUAGCCGCUGGCGGUCGGACGGUCGUCUGUGUGAUUCACACGCCAAGUGCGCGCCUCUUCCACAUGAUCGACAACGUAUACAUAGUCGCAGAAGGACAGUGCGCAUUUCAGGGCAAAGGCCAAGAGGUCAUCCCGUUCUUAGAGAUGUCCUGUGGCCUCAGCUGCCCCAAAACCUACAACCCUGCUGAUUUCGUUCUGGAGGCGGCCUGUGCGGAGUACGGCGAACACGACGUUGAGCGUAUGGUGGCCGCCGUGGAAAACGGACGUUGCCACAGGUGGACGCCCGAUUAUCAACACCAGUCACCUGCCAGAACAACAUCUAUAGACGAAGAUUCCCAACAAGUGGUUGAGUGUUCAGACAUGUCAUUUAAUGAUGCCAAUCAUCUACUUAAGCACGAUUUUGGCUUUGCCUUGUCUGGAUGGGACCAAUUCAGAGUACUCCUUUGCCGAAUGCUCCUACAAGUCUGGAGAGACUCAAGUCACUUAACGCUCAAGUUAAGUCUUCACCUAGCCUUAGGAAUAAUUAUUGGAGGAAUGUUCUAUGAUAUGGGCAACGAUGGUUCAAAAACCAUGUUCAACUUUGGAUUUUGCUACACUUGCAUCAUUUUCUUCCUGUACAUUCCCAUGAUGCCUGUUUUAUUGCAAUUUCCUAUUGAUGUGAAAAUACUGAAGCGAGAAUACUUCAACCGGUGGUAUAGUCUUGGUGCUUACUAUGCCGCUUAUACCAUAUCACACCUUCCUCUGCAGUUAUUUUUGGGAACAAUGUACGCAACCCUCGUUUACUACCUCUCAGGGCAGCCGAUGGAAGUACUUAGACUGGCUCAAUUUUUGUUCAUGUGUUUGAUGGUGUCUUUGGUGUCAGAGAGCCUGGGUCUUGCCAUUGGCUCAACCCUCGGAAUUGUGAAUGGAAUGUUCAUGGGACCUGUGCUUUCGGUUCCUCUGAUGCUGCUCUCUUGCUAUGGAAUGGGCUCUGGAUCGGCAGACAUUCCAAUUUUGAUCCGAAUCGGCAUGAACUUGAGUUACCUGAGAUACGGCCUCGAAGGGAUCAUUGUCACCAUGUACCGCCUCGGACGCAAGUCGCUGCCUUGCCCGAUUGAUUAUUGCCACUUGCGAGAGCCCGAGGCACUUCUGAGACAUGUUGGAAUGGAAAAUGUGCAGUACUGGCAAGAUGCAGUUCUCCUCAUUUUGAGUUUUGUUGGUCUCCGCUUGUUUACUUACGUUCUGCUGAAGUACCGAUUAAGCUCAAGGAAAUCCAUCCAAGCAGUGACUAAGAUCGGCCAGCUGGUCAAAACCAAAUUUGGGUCAAAGAGAACAAAAAGGUCCGCAGCAUAAAAAUUGUUAUAUAUUUUUAAUAUAGCUUUUAGAUUCUGUCAUGUACUUAAGAUAUAUAAAAUGAUUGCAAGACACUAAUAACUUUGUUUUGAUUUAUUUUUUAUCGUUGUUCUCGCACUCUGUAUAUAUUUAUACAAAAAUAAAAAAAUGAAAAAUAUUAACAAUGAUGGAUUUUUUUAAAAAAAAAACCAAUCAUGAAUCUCAACUUAUUAUUAUAGCUUCAAAAUUAAGAAUAAAAUGGCUGUGAUUUUGC